CUUCUGCAACUUUUUUCCCUCCUCCCUCACUCUCUCUCUCCCUCACCCCCUUACUCGCUGAUCUUUCCCCUUUCCGCCGACCAAAAAUCCUGUAUUUCUCCUCCGCCAAGCCAAUCAAUCAAUCAAUCGGCGGUUCAGUCUUUCCACAAAUGCAAGACUUCAUCGGAUCGGUCAGGCGGUCGCUCGUCUUCCGCCCCGACACAGAGAGCAGCAGCACUACGGCGGAACUCAACAGCGGCGGCAGCCCUCCAUUAACGGGGACUCGCCCAUUGGUCGACAAGAUCAAUUCAUGCAUUCGGAAGUCUAGAAUCUUCGCCAAACCUUUGUCUUCCCCUCCGCUUCCAAUGGCCCCUCCGAUCCGGUACCGGAAAGGAGAGCUGAUCGGGUGCGGCGCGUUUGGUCAGGUCUAUAUGGGCAUGAAUCUUGAUUCCGGAGAGCUUUUGGCUAUCAAGCAGGUUCUGAUUGCAGCCAAUGGUGCUUCCAAGGAGAGAGCGCAGGCUCAUGUCAAAGAUCUUGAGGAAGAAGUGAAGCUUCUGAAGAAUCUUUCACAUACCAACAUCGUGAGAUACCUCGGCACAGUUAGGGAGGAGGAAUCAUUGAACAUUUUGCUUGAAUUUGUUCCUGGUGGAUCUAUAUCCUCACUUUUAGGAAAAUUUGGACCUUUUCCUGAAGCGGUUAUCAGAACAUAUACCGAGCAAUUGUUGCUGGGAUUGGAGUACUUGCACAGUAAUGGCAUCAUGCAUAGAGACAUUAAGGGAGCAAAUAUCCUUGUAGAUAAUAAAGGAUGCAUUAAACUUGCGGAUUUUGGUGCAUCGAAGCAGGUAGUUGAGCUGGCCACAAUUUCAGGGGCGAAGUCAAUGAAGGGUACACCAUACUGGAUGGCGCCUGAAGUCAUUCGUCAGACAGGGCAUAGCUUUUCUGCUGACAUUUGGAGUGUUGGAUGUACUGUGAUUGAGAUGGCAACUGGAAAACCUCCUUGGAGCCAACAAUACCAAGAGGUUGCCGCCCUCUUUCACAUAGGAUCAACAAAGUCACAUCCAGAAAUACCUGAGCAUCUCUCAGAUGAUGCCAAAGAUUUUCUGCUCAAGUGCUUGCAAAAGGAACCUGAUAUGAGACUAGAUGCAUCUGAGUUGUUGAAGCAUCCAUUUGUUAUAGGGGGGCAUGGAGUUUCUGAUACAGCAACCAGUUUUACUCCACAGUCACAACCCACCCAAAUAGACAUCAGACCAUUGCCAUCUGUAUCUGGCUCUGGAGAUCUCUGUAACUUGGGGAGUCUAAACUUUUCUGUAAAUCUUCAAAACUCAAGUGAAACUCAACAUCUGUGGCGACCAAAUGAUGGGGACGCUGAUAUGUGUCAGAUCGAUAGUAGUUUCAGUAUAUCAAAUCAAAAUCCAAUGAUGACUUCUGGUGAAUUUGACAAUGAUCAGAAUGUCAAGCAUGAGUUUGUUGGAGAUUUAAUGGGAAAAUUCGAUGAGUGUCUCGAACCAGAUGGAGUUCGAAUGUGCACUGAAGAACCAGCUCAGUGCAACAGAACCUUGUCAUGUGAAAUAUCAUUAUCUGAGGAUGAUGAUGAACUCACUGAAUCUAAGAUCAAAGCUUUUCUAGAUGAAAAGGCUUUAGAGCUGAAGAAACUGCAAACGCCUCUUUUUGAAGAAUUCUACAACAGCAUGAUUGCAACUAGCUCCUCAAGUUUUCCUCAGGGCUUGUGCAAUGAAACUUCUCCAAAUUACUUGAAGUUGCCACCUAAAAGCAAGUCACCUAGUAGAGGAGUUCAGCUGGGGGUCUCCUCCCCUGUAACUGAUACCGAAACCCCUGGGAGCACUGGUCGGAGUGCAUCAAAUGUCGUUGAUGCAAAUGAUGCAACUUCAAGAGCCAUUUCUUCUGCACAUGCUGAUGAACAAAAUGUAGUAUUCGUAGAUACUCAGCCAGAAUCUAGUAGCCGAUGUUUAUGCUACCUUUUCUUCAGCGUUGAGGUUUCUGAGAGACAGAGGAAAUGGAAGGAAGAGCUUGUUGAGGAGCUCGAGAGGAAGAGAGAGAUGAUGAGACAGGCAGGGAUUGCAGCCAAAACUUCCUCAUCACCAAAGGAUCGAGCACUGAACAGGCAAAGGGAAAAGACUAGAUUCGCGUCAUCUCCAGGGAAGUAAAGUCUCAAACUUCUACUACUGAUGAUAAAUGUUCUUCUUCCCCAAAGUUUUGAUGGACAAGAAGAGAUAAAUUCUCUGUGAAGAGUUUUUGUCUGGCACCCUUGUGAAUAUAUCUCUUUUGAAUACUACCUGGUUUCUCCAAAGCUUUGCCACACAUGAGAGGAGAUUAGUUUGUUAAUAGAAAUGUGUUCUUUCGAUUCCGACCCUCUUGCUGGUUUGUAACCAAUUUUGCAUGAGAAUGUGUUGUAGUGAAUCAAGUUAACGAGCUUCUGGUUGAAAGAUCUGAAUCUCAACUCCCACAGAAAAUGUUCUCAUCCUCUUAUUCAAUAAAUCUUUUCAAGUUUUCGUUCUGUAAAUUUUCUGUUUAUUUUUAAUCGUGAAAAGUU
Messenger RNA from Linum tenue, 2530 nucleotides. NCBI's taxonomy places the organism in Eukaryota, Viridiplantae, Streptophyta, Magnoliopsida, Malpighiales, Linaceae. The record is from the annotation of a GenBank genome assembly.